Messenger RNA from Hyla sarda, 827 nucleotides. It is a transcript of the gene EIF3K, whose product is annotated as eukaryotic translation initiation factor 3 subunit K. The record is from RefSeq and is a predicted model, not a curated record. Gene Ontology annotation, cellular component: cytoplasm; eukaryotic translation initiation factor 3 complex. Lineage: Eukaryota; Metazoa; Chordata; Amphibia; Anura; Hylidae. Gene Ontology annotation, biological process: regulation of translational initiation. The transcript has 8 exons. Bases 92 to 748 code for a protein of 218 amino acids. Gene Ontology annotation, molecular function: ribosome binding; translation initiation factor activity.
GGAAGAGUUUCAGUCUCUAAGGGAGCCGGGCGGAAACAGGAAGUGAACAACCGGUUCCGCCUCCGGUCUUUCUCGCCUAUCUGGAAGAAACAUGGCGUCGUUUGAGCAGAUGAGAGCAAAUGUGGGGAAAUUACUGCGGGGCAUCGACAGGUACAAUCCAGAAAAUUUGUCCACGUUAGAACGUUAUGUGGAGACUCAGGCUAAGGAGAAUGCCUAUGACUUGGAAGCAAAUCUGGCUGUACUAAAACUCUAUCAGUUCAAUCCAGCUUUCUUCCAGACCACAGUCACCGCUCAGAUCCUACUCAAAGCGCUGACCAACCUUCCCCAUACAGACUUCACUCUGUGCAAAUGUAUGAUCGACCAGACUCACCAAGAAGAACGUCCAAUCAGACAGAUCCUGUACUUGGGGGAUCUUCUAGAGACCUGUCACUUCCAGGCUUUUUGGCAAGCGUUGGACGAAAAUCUCGAUCUUCUUGACGGUAUAGCAGGGUUUGAGGAUUCCGUUAGAAAAUUUAUCUGCCAUGUUGUAGGGAUCACCUACCAACACAUUGACCGGUGGCUUUUGGCUGAGAUGCUCGGAGACUUAUCAGAACCCCAACUCAGAGUCUGGAUGAGCAAAUAUGGCUGGACAGAAGCAGAAAACGGCAAGAUCUUCAUCUGCAACCAGGAAGAGAACAUCAAACCCAAAAAUAUUGUGGAGAAGAUUGAUUUUGACAGUGUCUCUGGAAUCAUGGCAUCUUCUCAAUGACAUUCUUAAGGAAGAGAAUAAACUUUAUUUUAUGUACAGACCAAAUGUUACAACUGGUGAAUAAAUGCGAUGAACUAAU